Molecule: messenger RNA, 1395 nt
Organism: Salvia miltiorrhiza (redroot sage)
Lineage: Eukaryota; Viridiplantae; Streptophyta; Magnoliopsida; Lamiales; Lamiaceae
Product: heavy metal-associated isoprenylated plant protein 6-like
Exons: 5
Coding region: 189-1244 (351 amino acids)
Molecular function (GO): metal ion binding
Source: RefSeq, a predicted model, not a curated record
GCUCUAUGUAUUUUCCAUAUAAUUUUUUUUCAUUUCUUUAAAAUAUUUCCAGGGCCCACAUAACUUCAUCAAAAACUCAGCUCUAUAUAUCCCAGCGAUUGCCUCCAUUUUCUCUCUUCAAACAAAUAUUUACUCCACCAAAAAAAAGUAAAAAAAAAAAAUAUAGAAACUCAUAAAUCCUGCAGCAAAUGGGCGAGAAAGUUGAGAAAAAGAAUGAAGUAGAGAAGAACGCGGCGGCGGAGGGCGCCGUCGAGAAGGCGGCGGAGGGAGGCGGCGGAGAGAAAAAAGUGGCUCCCAUGGCGGUGGUGUUGAAGAUGGAUUUACAUUGCCAAGGCUGCGCCAAGAAAGUCAGACGCUCCGUUAGAAAUUUGGAAGGUGUGGAGACGGUGAAGGCCGACUGUGACGCCAAGAAAUUGACUGUGACGGGAAAUGUGGACCCCGCAUGGCUCCGGGAAAAAGUUGAAAUCAAGACCAAGAAGAAGGUGGAGCUCAUCUCUCCUCAGCCCAAGAACGACGCCGGAAGUGGUGGCGCCGCCGCCGCAACUGAUGACAAGAAGGCUGAGGAGAAGAAGGGAGAGGAGGACAAGCCAAAAAAGACUGCUGUUAGCACUGUGACAAUGAAAACCAAACUACACUGUGACGGAUGCGCGCAUAAAAUAAAGCGGAUUAUAAUUAAGAAUUUUGAUGGCGUUGACUCACUAACAACUGAUCUGCAAAAGGAUUUGAUCAUUGCAAUUGGAACAAUGAACGUCAAUGAUCUAGUUUCAUAUCUAAGAGAGAAGCUAAAAAGAGGAGUAGAAAUUGUUCCUCCAAAAAAGGACAAGGAUGCCGCCGCCGCUGUAGACAGCAAAGAGAAAGCUAGUGGCGGCGGAGAACAAGAAAAGAAAGACAAAGAAAGCGAUGUUGUUGGAAAAGGUGGUGGUAAGCAAAAACAGGCUAGUGGCGACGCAAAAGAAGCCGAAGCAAAACCGGCGGCUGCCGGCGCCGGUGGAGAAACAAAGGUGGAGAUGAGCAAGAUGGAGCAUCAUAGUAGUUACAAUCCUCAAACGCACUACGCCAUGCCUAUGGUGAUGCACAACCAAAGUUAUGGGCAUCAAGAAUAUGGCAUGCACCAUCAUCAAAGUCAUACGAAUAUGGGGUACUACGAGGCCGGGCCUCCUAUGCCGCCACCCACGUACUUGAACACGAACACGAAUGAUGACAUGUUCAGUGAUGAAAAUCCUAACGGGUGUUCCGUGAUGUAAACGUAUAAAAUAUUAUGAUCGAUAUUUAGAGUUGCAAUUUUAAAUUGUAUAUAUGGAAGAGAGAGUGCAAUAUAUAGUGCAUGUAACAUAGAGUAUAAAAUUUUUAUUCGGGAAUAUAUUGAAUAAAUUUUACUACGUAUGUAGUAGUUGC